This is a messenger RNA of Prosopis cineraria, 1732 nucleotides long. RefSeq names its product LOB domain-containing protein 15-like. NCBI's taxonomy places the organism in Eukaryota, Viridiplantae, Streptophyta, Magnoliopsida, Fabales, Fabaceae. The record is from RefSeq and is a predicted model, not a curated record.
AACUAUUUAUAUUAUCUAUGUCUUUUUAUGCAACUGAUGUAAUAUAUAUUCCUUUUUGUCUAUUUCUUUGAAAUUAAAAAUAGCUGGACCGCUAUGUAUACCUUGCCUUUUAAGCACACUCAUUUUCUACUCCUAUUUUCCUUUCCUCUCCUCUACACUUUUGGAUUCUAUCUCUCUUUCUAAUUAUUCUCUCCCAAGCUCACUCCUACUUCAUAGUCCGAACCGAGAGAGCAUGCCUGAAUGUCCAGAGAAAGGGAAAAUUUUGAAGAGAUAGGGAAGAAGAUCAAGAGGGAGGGAGAUGUUUCAUCGCAAAUGGGAAGAAGACACAUGUUGGGCCCUCCUGGAACCCUAAACACCAUAACCCCUUGUGCAGCAUGUAAGCUCUUGAGGCGAAGGUGUGCUCAGGAAUGUCCCUUUUCUCCUUACUCCCCUCAUGAGCCCCAGAAAUUUGCUUCUGUUCACAAAGUCUUCGGUGCUAGCAACGUCUCCAAGAUGCUCAUGGAGGUACCAGAGAGUCAAAGAGCGGACGCAGCAAAUAGUCUAGUGUAUGAGGCAAAUGUGAGGCUUAGAGACCCAGUUUACGGAUGCAUGGGCGCAAUUUCUGCUUUGCAGCAACAAGUUCAAUCUUUACAAGCUGAACUUAAUGCAGUAAGGGCUGAAAUACUUAAAUACAAACUUAGGGAAGCUACUAACAUCAUACCCUCCCCUCAUCAUAUUCCUGUCCUCCCUAAUUCCUCUCGGGCCGUGUCAAUCGCCGCUCCACCACCUCCACCACCUCUGCCGCCGCCGCCUUCUCUUCCUUCUGCUUCUGAUUCCUCUUCUUCCAUGUAUACCCAAGUCCAGCAGAGGCCUCCCACCAAUUAUACCACAAUUUCAAGUGAUAAUAUUUCCUAUUUUGGUUAAAUUUCCAGACAUCAAAUAAUAAUAUUCCAUUUAUUUUUCCAUCUCUACUAGGCACCAGCUGGGGGAAUAAAGUAAGGGAGAAAAUGAUGAGAAUAUAAUUAUUGGAGAUUAAUUGUUAUGGGCUGUAAACUUUUCUUCUUCUUAUUUUUAUUUAUACUGUCUUAAUUAAUCCAUGAUUAUGCCCAAGUUUUCCCCUCUAUACAUGGUUAAUUUAGUGUAAAUUUUCUUCUCUCCUUUUAAUUACUUGCCUCAUUGUUUGUGAUUUCUGUCCAUCCCCUUCUGCAUUAUUUUCCCUACAGUCCCAUUCAAGAUUCAGGCAGACAAAUAGUCUCUUCAUUACUUCAUGAUGAAGCGAGAAAAAGGAAAAACCUUGCACAAUUAAUGAUACAGAAGCUAUUGCAAUUUGAAUAUUGGAAACCAUGUACGGGCGAGAGAGUUUGCUUGUAUUGUUGGGUUUGGAAAUAAAUUGGCACGUGCCAUCUCUGACUCUCUGGUUUAAUAUGGACCGUCAAGCAUGCUAAUCCGUGCCAUUGAAGUAUCUAAAUUGCUGUCUGAAGUUGCGGGAGACAAAAGGUAAGGUUGUGUGAACUUGUGAUCUUCACCAUAUAUAUGUUAAUAUGGGAAGCACAAACAGCUCAGCUUUUUUUUUUUUUUUCUGUUCCAGAUUAAUUAGAUAGCUUGCUAUACUAGCUGUCACUUCACUGUUUCCAUCCUUCUUAUUUUAUUGUUCUUAACAGUAAAGAGUUGGCGAUAUUGAUAAUUAUUUUUAGCUUUUGGUGCUUAUUAUAUGAUAGCGAUCAUUGAAAUGACACGCAGAUAUUAAUGCGUC